Haliotis rufescens (red abalone) is the source of this 738-nucleotide messenger RNA. RefSeq lists its product as uncharacterized. The transcript has 3 exons. The record is from RefSeq and is a predicted model, not a curated record. Bases 178 to 609 code for a protein of 143 amino acids. NCBI's taxonomy places the organism in Eukaryota, Metazoa, Mollusca, Gastropoda, Lepetellida, Haliotidae.
GGUAAGUUGCAUGACAGUGACCACUGUGACGUCACUGUGUCACGAUGCUCCCUGAAGGAUGUCCGGCUGGCGUAUAAAAGUAUUCCUCAUUUCUCUGGACACCAUCAUUCUCCAAUUGUAGCCACAGAGCAGCAGCAACAGGUGAGCCAACUAACAGAAAUUACAACCACCCGAAUCAUGAGGACGGCUAUAAUUCUACCUGCUGCCAUCCUGGCCUGUUUGUGUGUCAUAAGUGAUGCCCGUUACAUUCGUGCCUCAGGAUUGCAAGUGCAGCCCAGGACUGUCAAAGGGUAUGCCAACCAACAACCCAGGGUGAUUAUCAUCAACCAAGACAAACCUAGGCAGGCUGCACGGGUACCUACUGCUGCACGAUCUGGAUACGCACCACGACACGGCAACGGAUACAACAACUUCCUCAACGACUACCUCCUUGCUGAUGCCCUUGAUAUCAACCAUCCCGGUCUAUUGCACGGCUUCAACCAGAUUGCCUCCCCUUACGCCCCCUCCGCCCGUACAGGUAGAAACAGCUACGACCCUCUCUACGCUGCGCUCAUCUUGGACCAGCUUGACGCUCAGCCAAUUGGAGCCAGCUCCGCCAUCGUUGGUUAGAUGAUGUGCUUUUAACGAAAAAUGUUUUCUCGGAGUGACAUGAGACGGAUUUUUUUUAGUUUUGAGUUUUUGAGAUUAUGCUUUUGUGUCAUGGUUUCUGUCUAAUGAAAUAAAAUGUUUAAUUGAUUA